CAGACGGGGCGGCGGGCCUGGCCGAGGAAGAAGAGUCCCGUGUGGGGCACAGCGAGCCGUCAGCAUGGCCGGUGGUCAUGAGCCAUACAUCGAAAUAUAUGAGCAGCCUAGACAGAGAGGCAUGCGUUUCCGUUACCAGUGUGAAGGGCGAUCAGCCGGCAGCAUUCCAGGUGAACACAGUACCGAUAUCAACCGGACUUUCCCAUCUAUACAGAUUUUUAACUACUUUGGGAAAUUAAAAGUUAGAGUAACAUUGGUAACCAAGAAUGAGCCCUACAGGCCUCAUCCCCACCGGCUGGUUGGAAAAGACUGCGAACAUGGCUACUAUGAAGCUGAAUUUGGGCCAGAGCGCAGAGUCUUGAGCUUUCAGAACCUGGGUAUACAAUGUGUGAAGAAAAGAGAGUUAAAAGAAUCCAUCACCUCCCGGAUCACCAAUAAUAUCAACCCUUUCAGCGUCUCCCAAGAGCAGCUGAUGGCUAUUGAAGAAUAUGACCUCAAUGUGGUGAGGCUCUGCUUUCAAGUUUUCCUCCCUAAUGAACAUGGCGAUUUCAUGCUAGCUCUUCCUCCAGUCAUCUCAAACCCUAUUUAUGACAAUAGAGCGCCAAAUUCAGCAGAACUGAGAAUCUGCCGUGUGAACAAGAAUUGCGGAACUGUGAAAGGAGGCGAUGAAAUUUUUCUUCUGUGUGACAAAGUUCAGAAAGAUGAUAUAGAAGUCAGAUUUUCCAUUAAUGAAUGGGAAGCCAAGGGAAUCUUCUCACAAGCUGAUGUGCACCGCCAAGUAGCCAUUGUCUUCAGGACUCCUCCCUUUUACAAAGACAUCACCGAGCCGAUGACUGUGAAGAUGCAAUUGCGGAGACCUUCUGAUCAAGAAGUCAGUGACCCGAUGGAUUUCAGAUACCUGCCAGAGGAAAAAGAUCCUUAUGGUAAUAAAGCAAAAAGACAGAGAUCAACAAUAACUUUACAAAAGCUUAUACAAGAUUGUGACCCAAGUGUGUAUGAGAGGCCUAAACCUGCUGCACUCCAGACUGCUGAAGGAAAGAUAAUUAAGAAAGAACUGAAUAUGUAUCAGCCCCAAAUGGAAUCGGUGGUCCCACUGCAGAGAGCACCUGCGAGCAGAGCUCCAGUACCAUCAUACUAUUCCCGCCCCAUAAGCAAUUCGAAUGAGUGCCCAGGCCCAUCUGUGCACAUGACAGGGUCCUUCAAGCAGGACACAGCUCUGUCCCCAUGCUGGCAUUCUUCCUCUUUGAUUCAGCAAGCCAACUUGAUGGUGGAUGCCUUGAAUCCUAGCAUGCAGAAUGGCAGCACAGUAUCAGUAGGGCAGGAAAAUGGCCGGAACUGGUCCAAUCAAACAGAUGUCUACAGAGGAUACUUUGAUGCAACAAAUAACCAAGGGCCAUCGUCAUCGGUUUCCUCACAAGAUAGUUUGAAUGCCCCUGGAGUUGUUGCUAGCCAACCUAUUCAACACGUGAAUGCUCCAAUCUCCAAUGGUGUCAACAUGGAGGUGGAUUCUAGAUGUUCAAGCGUCACUUUGGAGUCCCUCGUUCAAGUUUUAAAUCCAAGCAAUCACAGGAGACUAGGCCAGUCAGCUCCACAUGCCAGUACAUCCGUAGCUGCUCCUUGUAAUACAUCUUUGAGUUCUAUGUCCAAUGAAUUUGAAUCGAAUUCUUUCCACUUCUUGGACUGCCUCAAUGAAUCAAGCCUGCCUAGCAACCCCAAUCUUCAGAACCAAAUAAAUGCUCCUAGUAACCAAUAUUUCAGUCCAUACAUGGGCCAAGAAGAGCUCCUUAACUCCUUUAGAGACCAUUUUGAUGACAUGAUUUAAAACUUAAGGAAUUCAGGUUGCCAGUGAUUUAUCUCAGUAAGAGAAUUAAUUUUUUCACGUGAGUGCUGUGACGAUGUAAUUGACCUUUGCUUUCCAGUAUCUGUUUUAAAAAAGAAAAUUCUUUUUAGGAUUAUACACUGAGGAAGAAAUUGAGUAGAGGAGUGACA
Messenger RNA from Eublepharis macularius, 1989 nucleotides. It is a transcript of the gene REL, whose product is annotated as REL proto-oncogene, NF-kB subunit. Gene Ontology annotation, biological process: innate immune response; non-canonical NF-kappaB signal transduction; canonical NF-kappaB signal transduction. Gene Ontology annotation, cellular component: cytoplasm. Bases 65 to 1822 code for a protein of 585 amino acids. The record is from RefSeq and is a predicted model, not a curated record. NCBI's taxonomy places the organism in Eukaryota, Metazoa, Chordata, Lepidosauria, Squamata, Eublepharidae. The transcript is spliced from 10 exons. Gene Ontology annotation, molecular function: DNA-binding transcription factor activity, RNA polymerase II-specific; RNA polymerase II cis-regulatory region sequence-specific DNA binding.